Molecule: messenger RNA, 1082 nt
Organism: Octodon degus (degu)
Lineage: Eukaryota; Metazoa; Chordata; Mammalia; Rodentia; Octodontidae
Gene: Ube2m
Product: ubiquitin conjugating enzyme E2 M
Exons: 6
Coding region: 150-701 (183 amino acids)
Source: RefSeq, a predicted model, not a curated record
GGCAGCGCGGCAGGCCCGGCGGGCGGCGGCAGCGGCGAAGGCCGCAGCAGCGGGUCCUAGGAGCAGAACGACGCGGGAGGCGGCGGGGGGCCGGUAGCUAAGGUCCUGGGCCCCGCGGCGGCGGCGACAGCAGCGGCGGCGGCGGCAGGAUGAUCAAGCUGUUCUCGCUGAAGCAGCAGAAGAAGGAGGAGGAGUCGGCUGGCGGCACCAAGGGCAGCAGCAAGAAGGCGUCGGCAGCGCAGCUGCGGAUCCAGAAGGAUAUAAACGAACUAAACCUGCCCAAAACGUGUGACAUCAGCUUCUCAGAUCCAGACGACCUCCUCAACUUCAAGCUGGUUAUCUCUCCUGAUGAGGGCUUUUACAAGAGUGGAAAGUUUGUGUUCAGUUUUAAGGUAGGCCAGGGUUACCCACAUGACCCCCCCAAGGUGAAGUGUGAGACGAUGGUUUAUCACCCUAACAUUGACCUCGAGGGCAACGUCUGCCUCAACAUCCUCAGAGAGGACUGGAAGCCAGUCCUUACGAUAAACUCCAUAAUUUAUGGCCUGCAGUAUCUCUUCUUGGAGCCCAACCCCGAGGACCCACUGAACAAGGAGGCUGCCGAGGUCCUGCAAAACAACCGGCGGCUGUUCGAGCAAAAUGUGCAGCGCUCCAUGAGAGGUGGCUACAUCGGCUCCACCUAUUUCGAGCGCUGCCUGAAAUAGGGUCGGCGCAUACACACCCCGCCAGGGCCACCAGCCCAGGCAUCCCCUGCAGAUAUUUAUUGGGGGACACGGGAGGUGGGUGGGAAAUGGCCAGUGGAGGAAUACCUGCCUUGGCCUUGCCUCCCCUCCUUGCCACCUGCCCCUAGGUAUUUUUUUUUUAACCACCACAUGAAUCCGGUUGGCACUUCCUCCCCUGACCAGCUCAGUGAUGGGAAAUGAAUUGGCUUGUCUAGCACCCCCCCCACACUGGGUACUUUUCUAGCCCCGACUCUGGGCUGUGGGGUGUGAAGGCCAGGGGCCUGGGUAGCUGGGCCCAGGCAACCCCCCCCCCUUUCCACCACCGGAGGUCAUAGCAGUCUAUUAAAGGGGAAUGUUACUGCA